Photinus pyralis (common eastern firefly) is the source of this 914-nucleotide messenger RNA. RefSeq lists its product as uncharacterized. The coding region runs from base 6 to 818 and encodes 270 amino acids. Lineage: Eukaryota; Metazoa; Arthropoda; Insecta; Coleoptera; Lampyridae. The transcript is spliced from 2 exons. The record is from RefSeq and is a predicted model, not a curated record.
GAAAAAUGAAAUUAACUGUCAUUUUCUUGUUCGCAUUUCAAGGCAUUUUGGCUCAAAACUUUUCUAGUGACGGAUUACGAAUAAAGUGUAGCAACGAAAAAAUUAUGUACAUACGUGAUGAUUACAUAAAUCGCAUUAGGGGGAUUUUCUCAGGAGUCAAAAGUGUCAAAGACUUGAUGAAACCGCUGUUUGCCUGUACCAAAGAUAUAACAGUCUCCUUAGUACCAGUAAGGCUUGCAGUUGAAGAAGUUCAACUAACCAGUCACCAAGUAUCAAGUCAAUGCUUAGAUGACUUAGUUGCUCGAUGUGUUACUAUCCAAGAAACGCACGAGAAUCAGUUAAGGGCCAAAUGUUACAUGAAUUUAGAAGCUAACGUGAUCGGUGUUAUUAGUCUCAUUAGGGAAACCGUUUUAAACAUUGAAAAAUGCCUAAAAAGUUUAGAGGGAUGUACAUCAGCUAGAAAAUGUUGUAACCGUAUUGUAGAAGCCGUGAGUGCCUCUAAGGUUUAUGAUCAAAUGGAAAGUUUAGGACAACAAUAUGAAAACUGCGUUCGAAGUGAAUGUACGAGAAUUAAAGACGAGAUUGCAUCGAUAAGCUCUAGAAUAGUAGUUUGUUCGCAAAUGACGACAGAAGAACCUGCUACGUCAUCUGAGAAACAACAAACUGAUCUUCUUGGUGCACAAAGUGAUCAAAAUGAACUAUCUUAUGAUAUAUCAAUUGAAGCACCUCCACCAGACUCUCCCGUUUUACCUUUUGACACAACACUCACUAACAGUUCCGUAGUACAAGGAGAAACUCACGUCGCACCAACUGGUUAAUCUUUUAACUUAAUUUUUCAAUAAAAAUGGACUUAAGAUUUUUCUUUAUCUGUUAAAAUGUUACAAGAAUAUGUAUAUAUUAAUAAAGUUAAAAGA